AUGGCUGAGAAGAAGCUGAAUGCAAACACAUGUUACAACCUCUCUUUCUUCAAAGAUAUCAUGAAGGAGCUUCGUCGCGUUGACGAUAAUAUUAUCCCUCGUCUCAACACCACCGAUACUCAUUCUGAAAAGGCAUGUGGUGAGUUCUUUGCUCAGCUUGCGGAUUCAUACAAGAAGCGCGAGGAGGCUGUAGACUACUGCCUCAAGGUGAUGGAUGAGCAAAUCGCCAAGAAGACCAAGUUACUCGAAGAAGAUCCUGAUGACUAUGAUACGCAAUCCAGCUUAUUCUCGGAUGAGACCAAGCGUCGCAUGAUCGCGAAUGAAUUGGUGGUUGAGGAUAUUGUUCGUGCUCGUUCCCUACAAGUCUUCAAGAACAAGUGCAAGAUAUUUGACACCUCCUCGCUAGAGCUCAAGUCAUGA
Messenger RNA from Lichtheimia ornata, 420 nucleotides. RefSeq lists its product as uncharacterized. The transcript is spliced from 4 exons. Gene Ontology annotation, cellular component: mitochondrial intermembrane space; mitochondrion. The coding region runs from base 1 to 420 and encodes 139 amino acids. Lineage: Eukaryota; Fungi; Mucoromycota; Mucoromycetes; Mucorales; Lichtheimiaceae. The record is from RefSeq and is a predicted model, not a curated record.